AUGCAAGACCCUUUUGACCAGAAAAAGCAGGCUAUUCUCCAUGAAAUAGGUGCUACCAAUGGAGGAAUCCCCGACUCGUCGCCCAAAGGGUCCAUCGACGAAAUAUGCAUACCCAUCAUCAACCUCAUCAACUCCAACCAAGAUAUGGUCACAACGUCGACAUGUUCGGGAAGAGUGUCUGUUUUCUUGGAAGGCGUGAAGGAUAUAGGAAAAGAAGAAGUCAAGAUCGGCUCAAAAGGCAACCAAGGACACUGGAUAUUUGUCACUCACCACCCCGAGGAGUUACCUGGAUGGUACGACAAUGUGGAUUUCAAGUUCCACCAGCAUUGGGAGACCAACUCCAACACUAGGCACAUCUUGUACAAGUUCGAACCAUUGAUCUUGCAUGUCAAAUGCCGUAACUUGGCAGCUGCCAACGCGUUGUACACCACUGCCAUGAAUUGUGGGUUCAGAGAAAGUGGAAUAGGAAGCAACAACAUCGUGGCCAUAAGAAUCUCCAUUAAGUUGGACGUUCCCAUCGGAUACUUGGAAGGCGAAGAUUACGUGUCGUACGUGAGUAAGGAGUAUUUGGGAAUGAUAACCCAGUUGUCGUUAGACAGGUUCAGGGAAAACUUCAAGAAAUUGGAUGUCUUGCACAAGGCUAUUGAGGCCAUGAGGCCCAAGCAUCAGGAGAAGGUCGAGACCAAGGAGGAGAGACGGCAACGGAAGAUCGCCGAGGGCAUGGCCAGAAGGGACGGCGUGUUGAAGCAGAAGGAAGAGAAGAGAAGGGAGAAGGAGUUGAAGGAGAGGGAGAAGGAAAGCCAGUUGAAUACACAACAAUAG
Suhomyces tanzawaensis NRRL Y-17324 is the source of this 822-nucleotide messenger RNA. Its product is annotated as tRNA methyltransferase. Bases 1 to 822 code for a protein of 273 amino acids. Gene Ontology annotation, cellular component: cytoplasm. The transcript has a single exon. NCBI's taxonomy places the organism in Eukaryota, Fungi, Ascomycota, Pichiomycetes, Serinales, Debaryomycetaceae. Gene Ontology annotation, molecular function: tRNA methyltransferase activity. The record is from RefSeq and is a predicted model, not a curated record. Gene Ontology annotation, biological process: tRNA methylation.